AUGUAUGUAUCAUGUGAUUUCAGCCACCUGAAAGUUACCUGCAACAUGGCAUACAACAGAGCAGGAGCUGGACCCCGCAGUCAGCAGCUUGUUGCUUCAACUGAUGAAGAUGUGCCUGGAGCUCCUCCAACUGAUGUGCAAUGCACUGCAUUAUCGGCAUAUAGCAUUCUGGUUCUGUGGUCACCACCCCCUGAGACAGAAAUAAAUGGAAUUCUUCUGGGUUAUCGAGUCAUGUACCAUGCUCUCUCGAACUGGGAUGAUAUGUUCACUGUGGAUGAACAAACAACAAUAGAAAACAAGAUUGAAUUAUUGGAUCUCGCGCCUUUCUGUAACUACAGCAUAGAAGUGAAAGCCUUCACACGGAAGGGUGAUGGAGUUGCUAGCCGUCCAAUCUUUUGCAGAACACAGGAAGAUGUUCCAGGUGAACCAGAGGACAUUAAGGCGCUGGUUAUGGACUCAAGAACAAUACUUCUCUCUUGGAGGCCUCCUCGAUAUCCAAAUGGAAGAAUCAAGAAGUACAAAGUAUACAUACGGUCCGUAGAUGGUGUCGGUAUGGUACGUAUCUAG
Molecule: messenger RNA, 567 nt
Organism: Schistocerca nitens (vagrant locust)
Lineage: Eukaryota; Metazoa; Arthropoda; Insecta; Orthoptera; Acrididae
Product: Down syndrome cell adhesion molecule-like protein Dscam2
Exons: 5
Coding region: 1-567 (188 amino acids)
Biological process (GO): cytokine-mediated signaling pathway
Cellular component (GO): signaling receptor complex; external side of plasma membrane
Molecular function (GO): cytokine receptor activity; cytokine binding
Source: RefSeq, a predicted model, not a curated record